This is a messenger RNA of Orycteropus afer afer, 795 nucleotides long. Lineage: Eukaryota; Metazoa; Chordata; Mammalia; Tubulidentata; Orycteropodidae. The record is from RefSeq and is a predicted model, not a curated record.
UUGUCCUUACUUUCUGCCAUGGGGCUCUGCCACUUUGCCAUCUUGGCACUGGCCCUUCUGUUGCUGCUGCAGCCUCUGGGACAGGUGGAUGCUUGGAAGAUGAAACAGCAUCAAGAGUGCAGAGACAGGCAGCUGGAAACCAGCAGCACAAACUGCUCAUCAGAGAAGACCACAGCCUGGGUCAGAUACCCCCACAGGAUGGAUUCAAUGCAAAAGCAGGACCUCCGGAGGCCUAAGAUCCACGGGGCAGCCCGGGUUGCCCCCUACCAGCCCCCAACUCUUGCUUCACUGCAGCACCUGCUGUGGGCCCACCGGGCCCCUACGCUGACCCACGUCAAUGAGGUCUGGCCCAACCUCUUCCUGGGAGAUGCGUAUGCAGCCCGGGACAAGAACAAACUGAUCCAGCUGGGCAUCACCCACAUUGUGAACGCUGCUGCAGGCAAGUUUCAAGUGGACACAGGUGUCAAGUUCUACCGUGGAAUGUCCUUGGAGUACUAUGGCAUUGAGGCUGAUGAUAACCCCUUCUUUGACCUCAGCGUCUACUUUCUGUCUGUUGCUCGUUACAUCCGAACAGCCCUCAGUGUUCCCCAUGGCCGUGUGCUGGUACACUGUGCCAUGGGGGUGAGCCGCUCUGCCACGCUUGUCCUGGCCUACCUCAUGAUCUGCGAGAACAUGACACUGGUGGAAGCCAUCAAGGCGGUGCAGGCCCACCGUGAUAUCUGCCCCAACUCAGGCUUCCUCCGGCAGCUUCAAGUUCUGGACAACCGACUGGGGCGGGAGACAGGGCGGCUCUAA